Messenger RNA from Microcebus murinus (gray mouse lemur), 2198 nucleotides. Lineage: Eukaryota; Metazoa; Chordata; Mammalia; Primates; Cheirogaleidae. The record is from RefSeq and is a predicted model, not a curated record.
ACUCCAAUAUCAAGGUAGGGAAGGAGGCAAAAGGAGAUACACCCCUUGGUGUAGAGAAAAAGGGGCGGGAGAAGGAGACACCUCAGAAGGAGAAGUAGUAGGGGAAUGUCAUUACGGCAGCAAAAUAUUCUCUAUAAAAAGUUGGAAGAGGAGUCCCGAAAGCCUAGGAGAUGAAGCAGAGAUGCCGUCUCGGCGGGGCUCUCUCCACUCAAGUGUCCCGAAGCUUCUCCUCCUCUGUGGCAGCCGCUCCGUCGCUCACUGUGCGACCUUCGUCCUCACGUAGGCCGGAGUGCGGCGGGGCUCGCAGGCGGAGACGGCCGUGCGGCUGGCAGCCCGCCUUUCUCUGCGCCGCCCCGCCCGCCUACCCUGCCCGCACUGGCAGGGCCCUCCUGGCGCGAGUUUCCUCAGGGUACAAACACAUCUCUGGCCAGUCGUCCUCUGGAGGCAGCCCUGUCAGCUCAAGGAUUUUGUCCAACUGGGCGGCUUCGGUGUUCCGCACAAGGGAAGCUUUCUACGACCGUCUGCGAGAUCCGCCGCCGUCGCGCGUGCGCGGGUGUGGCGCUUGCGGACUGCAGAACUCCCGCGGCGCGGCACCCGGGUGUGGCCGCCACGGAGGGAAGCGCCGUCCGGUGGCGGUAGAUUCCGGCCAGGCCAAGGUCAGCCAGCUUGACUGUCCAGAAUGUUCUCUGGCUUCAGGUCUCAGUGAACAGUGCAACUGCCCUUCGGCAGAUCGAGGCCUCCUAGGACCUGGCGCGUCAGACCGUGAUGGUCCCCGCCAGUGCGGGUCCGGGACUAAAGGGUUUCCUAGGAUGGAAAAACCUGGGAAAGGCCCAGGCAAACCUUCAAGAGUUGGUCACCCUACUCAAGACUGAGGCUCGUGUACAAUAGCCAUGGAAGAGGCAUUCCACAGGAGAAACUGCCUGCCCGAAGCCCGAGAAGGCUGCUGUGGGGCUUGUUGAAGGAAGCGUCCUCUAGGCCAGAAUUACUAACAUAAAUGAUACUCCAGGGUGUCGUGGGACCUAAGAUAAGAAAGGAAGGAGGGGCUUUGUAGAGAGGGGGCCAGUCUAAGAAGUUCAUCAUCCAUUGAUAAGCAAUGGGAGAUCUGGAAACCACGAGUGGAGAUGUGAGAAGUUGGCAGCUUCUUUCUGACACCACCCUCAUGCUAACUUCUACACCUUCCCAUAAACAAUUCUAGAGAGAUGCAGUGGUUCACGGGUCUAUCUACUGUCAAGCAAAGUAGUUUCCCCUACGGUUCACCCAAGUUUGGAGUCUUCUAAGGAGUGUGUCCUAAAGAACAAUGAAGACAUAUCAAGGAUGGCAGUAGUUCUUGCACCCACUGUGCUGUUUGAAACCUAACGGUCUAGGGUCAGCAAAUAUUCAUCCUACUUGACCGCCUUCCACAAGGGCACCUCUGAACACCACCACGGGCGCUGAUGGUCAUCUGCUUACUGCGCAGGGGAGCCCGGCCAGCACUUGCAGGUUACAGGUCCAUUUCUGAGUGUCCGAGGGCCAGGAGGGGGAAGGAGAAGUCACACCUCGCACAGACACUCCUUUCAUAAAAGCAAAAACCUGCAGUCUAGGCUGUCUGACCUUGUUAUUUGAUUAUUUAUACCGCCAAGAAAGAGUAUAAUAAUUUUCUACAAGUUUCUCUAUGGCUAUUAAAGAGUAUCGUAACCAGCUUCUUGUAUGUUUACUGAAGGUUAAAGAGGAACUGAUUGUAUUGAUUUAUAUUUCAUCAAGAAGAAUUUAGGCUGAUAUUCAGGAAGAAUUUUCUUACAUUAAAUUACCUGGAAAAAAAUAUGUGUGGUCCACAUUCCAAUACCUUCUUUCCUUGGAACUAAAAUGCUCUGGAGGUAUUAACUUUUUACACUAAUUUAUUAUGUACUCAAUGAACAAGCACUUAUUAAGUACAAGUGUGUAAUAUAAAUAGCUGAUACUAAACACAUAUUAAAAUUAAUACAGCUUUCAAUUUUGUAGCCCAAGUAGAGUGGCAAACUGAGCCAAUCUUAGCUCAUCUUAUUUUUCUCAAGCUCUACACGAAUGGCAGACUCUGAGACAUGUUUUAUCCUGAAGAUCUCCUCACUGUGCUAAUUCAGUCAUACUCCAUUCAUCAGAACUGCAGAGGUUUGGGGAGGGGAGAGUAUAGCACAGCCUGGAAGCUGAAAGUUGAUAACAGGGCAAGGACAGAAGACAAAUGC